Molecule: messenger RNA, 2052 nt
Organism: Bufo bufo (common toad)
Lineage: Eukaryota; Metazoa; Chordata; Amphibia; Anura; Bufonidae
Gene: ZMYND15
Product: zinc finger MYND-type containing 15
Exons: 14
Coding region: 79-2022 (647 amino acids)
Biological process (GO): negative regulation of DNA-templated transcription
Molecular function (GO): histone deacetylase binding
Source: RefSeq, a predicted model, not a curated record
CGCUGACCAACUGCCGAGCGAUAACGGACAGUGACCCGACGAGGACAGACUGCAAGGUACAGUGAUACCGGACCAGCGAUGGAGUUUGUCUCUGGCUACCGCGACCCUAUGCUGGAAUAUUCGGAGCUCCUGUUCAGCUGGUAUCGGCGAUACAUGAAGGAUUAUGCGGGCAGACUGGGCCGCCUGGCGAUCCAUCCCCAGCAGGAGACGAAGAUCAAGUCCCUGCCGUAUGACGCCACCUGCUGGUUCCUACAUGUCCUGCAUAACGACAGCAUUGCUUUCCGGCCCCGAAACACUGAGCUGCAGAUCCGAGACGUCUUCUACAUGGAUGACGCCCUGCGCUUCAGAGACCUGAAGAAGUACAUCAGCUUCAUCAACCUGCAGGAAGAGACAGAGGGCGAGACCAGCACCAGAGACGCCAAUGCAGCCAACUCUGAUGACGUUCGCCAUAUCAAGUACCUGAUGCUGGUGGCCAUAGAGACGGGCGCCGUGAUUGGCGUUGACUUUUUGAUGGACAGCGAGUGCAGCGGCAACAAGGUCCAGUACGUGUGUAAACUGAGGGCCUACCACCUGCUGUGUCAGUGCAUGGCGCUACCCAUGGACAACGGGCAGCCUCGACGCCCCCAGAGAGUGGCCAUCGGAGACCCUUCUGUGCACAGAUUCCUGGUGAAGAUCCUUUCUUCCUUGGGGGUCGGAGUGCAGAAGACACCGAUGAGAGACUGGUCAUCAAGUGCCACCUUCAUCUUCUCUGCCCAGACCGUGCAGUGCUGCCACGUGUGUAAGAGGCGGAAGUUCGAGGUCGUGUUAACUCCUUGUGACACAUGUGACGCCGUGCUGUACUGUUCAGAGGACUGUAAGAUGCAGAACUGGAAAAAGUCUCCCUGGGAUCUCAGCCAUGAGUUCUGGUGCGAGAAGAUGAAGCGCUUCAUGCAGUACGAGGAACGACUGGCCGAUCUUCCCUUCCACUUCAUCAAGGAGGUGACCAGCCGCCUAUUUGACAAGGAGCUUUUUCUGAACAGUCGGAAUCUCAUCGGAGGAUACUGGACGGUGGAGAGCAUCCAUUACCACACCGGCCACCUGCAGGGGAAGAGUCCAGCCUGGAACCUGGAGGAAGGAAGAGGAGAACCUCUGCUGAAGCAUAUAGACGUCCUGAGGCUGCAGCCUAAAGAAAGGCUCAAGAGCGCAUUGUUGUCCUGGAAGGAGUAUUAUAACUGGCGAGGCCUGAGCUUAGACAACCCUCUAGCCGCCCUUCUGACCUACCCGCUCACCAUCUACUACAUCAUCUCCACACUCGUUCCCCAGCACUUUCCAGAGCUGAACAUUCUGAAGAAACAAUCAAUGAAAAUCCACAUCAUGGCAGGCGGGCGAGAAUACCACAACAUCCUGCUCUUCUGGGAGCUGGUACUGCUGAUGCCCCACGUGGUCCUGGAAUUGGUGUUUGUCGGCAGCGACCUCCCUGUGGAGGAAGAUGACAGAAGCUUCAUCAUACUGAAGAAGGGAUCGGAAGUGCGCUGUUCUGACCUGACGUAUGUGGACAAGGACAGAGGAGUACGGGGGAUACACGUCAAGGUCCAUGCCCGGCCGUACCACACCCUACAAGUGGCAAAGCCCGACCUUGUGAUCGGGUUCAACUCCGGAUUUGGAUUAGACGAUACCUGGCUGAGUACCUUACCCCGAUUGCAGGCUAUGAAGGUUCCGGCCUUUUUCUCGGAUUGCUCGCAGUACAGUUGUGAGGUGGACGGUCAGGUGGUCUCUGGAGCUUCGGGGGGCAGCGCCAGUCUCCCCAUCCUCAACCCCUUCCGCUCACCCCUGAGAAUUGUGGCCACAGAUAACAACAUGCCAUGGUAUAAGAACGCUUUCCUCUUCUAUUUGAUCUACAAAUCUAACCACAUCAGCACCAAGCGUAAUAACCAUGUGCCAUACAGCGCCCUCCAGGCUCCAUCGCCAGACACCACGCCGGAGGCGUCUCCACAGAAGAAGAAGAAUAAGUCCGGACGGAACCAGUGCAAGAAGCGCAAGUGACAGGCGCCAUAAUAAAGAGAGUGUAUGAUU